CAAUAAAGAGUUGGGGAAAUGGAGAGAUGCCCUCACAAAAGCGAUGAAUAACCAUGCAAGCGGGGAAAAUCUCAGCGAUGAGAUUGUGCAAGCUCAAAUGUGGUAUGGUGCUACUGGACAAGGGAAAAAAAAUUUCAACCAUACCCAAUGUUGGGAGGUGGUGAAGCAUUGUAAGAGAUUUAGCAUUAUUCCAAUGGCUCCAACUUUGGUGUUAAACGAGACGCCACUCCAUGAUUCACAAGCUUCGGAUUCGCCUAUGGAAUCCCCUAUGAGUGAAGACUCACCCAUUGAAAAGGAGCUGAGGCCUAUUGGGAGGAAGGCGGCGAAGGCAAAGAGAGGAUGCAAUUCUACGAGUAAUACCUCUAAAUUUUUGGAGGAAAUUACAAGGCAAAGCGCCUUGAGAAUUGAAAUAGACAAGAAAGUCCAAGAAGAUGAUAGGGCAAUGGCAAUAGAAUUUGCUAAAGAAAAGGAGUAUGUACGCAAAGAAAUGGAGUAUCAACGCAAAGAAAAUGAAGAAAAGAAGGAUCGGGAAAACAUGGCCAUGGAUACAACCAAACGGAUUGGUUAA
Molecule: messenger RNA, 568 nt
Organism: Prunus mume (Japanese apricot)
Lineage: Eukaryota; Viridiplantae; Streptophyta; Magnoliopsida; Rosales; Rosaceae
Source: RefSeq, a predicted model, not a curated record